This is a messenger RNA of Octodon degus (degu), 2565 nucleotides long. RefSeq names its product apoptosis enhancing nuclease (gene Aen). The transcript is spliced from 4 exons. Lineage: Eukaryota; Metazoa; Chordata; Mammalia; Rodentia; Octodontidae. The coding region runs from base 151 to 1113 and encodes 320 amino acids. Gene Ontology annotation, cellular component: nucleus. The record is from RefSeq and is a predicted model, not a curated record. Gene Ontology annotation, molecular function: nucleic acid binding; exonuclease activity.
CGGAUCCGGGCUUGCCGGGGCAUGUGGGAGUUGCGGCCGGCCGGCUAGGGGACACGUGCGGGCCGGAAGAGGCUGCCCGGCUUCAGGGUGCUGCCCUGAGGACAGACCGCCUCCCUGGCGUCCCUUGCCACAGGCUGUGAACUGACUGGCAUGGUCCAGGGGGAAGGCCCUGGGUCUACUCAGUGCCUGUCCAACACCAACCCGAAUACGAAGGAUGUGCUGCGGAGAAGGCACAAGAGGAGGAGCCGACAGCACCAGCGCUUCAUGGCCCGGAAGGCCUUGCUGCAGGAGCAGGGGCUGCUGAGCGUGCCUCCGGAGUCGGGGACCUCCCCGUCGGAGGCACGGCCAGGCUCUGAGGCUGCCAGCAGUGGGAGGCAGCACCCCAGGGCUGGAUCUGCGGGCAGCAGCCUGGGCAGCAGACGGCCGGCCUCCAGGGAAGCCCCAGGGCUCUCACCCAGCAAGUGUGUGGCUGUUGACUGUGAGAUGGUGGGCACAGGGCCCCGAGGGUGUGUGAGUGAGCUAGCCCGCUGCUCUGUGGUGAGUUACCAUGGUGACGUUCUCUAUGACAAGUAUAUCCGGCCUGAGAUGCCCAUCGUUGACUACCGCACUCGCUGGAGCGGCAUCACGCGGCAGCACAUGCGCAAGGCCAUCCCUUUCCAGGUGGCGCAGAAAGAGAUCCUUAAGCUCCUGAAGGGCAAAGUGGUGGUGGGGCACGCGCUGCACAAUGACUUCCAGGCCCUCAAGUAUGUCCAUCCCCGGAGCCAGACCCGUGACACCACGUGCGUCCCGAGCCUGCUGGGCCAGCCUGGCCUCCUCACUCGGGCCCGAGUCUCCCUAAAGGACCUGGCCCUGCAGCUAUUGCACAAGAGGAUCCAGGUGGGCCAGCAUGGGCAUUCAUCAGUAGAAGAUGCCGCCACAGCCAUGGAGCUCUACCGGCUGGUAGAGGACAAGUGGGAGCAGGAGGUGGCCAGCAGCCUGUGGUCGUGUCCAGAGGACAGGGAGCCUGACAGCAGCACGGACAUGGAGCAGUACAUGGAGGACCAGUACUGGCCCGAAGACUUGGCCCCUGCUGCUGUGGCCAGAUCAGGGGAGGUGCAGGAAGGAAGAGAGUGACAGGAGGGAAGAAGCCUGGGUCAGGGGACCCUGGGAGUACAUCCAGGCAGGACAGGGCAGGCAGGAUGUCUGGUGCCCAGGGUCAGGGCAGCAGCACUAUCUGCGCCCUGUGCCUGCAGCGCAGCCCUCCGCCAUUGGCAGUUUGUUUUUCUGACUCCUGUCAUCUUACCAGUGGCACUUUAUAGCCUCUGGAUGGCAGGUGGCAGGAGUCGAAGUCCCAGCUGGCUGUCCCAGGUUUUGCACAGGCAUCAUGCCGUGCUCCUAGUAGGAGGACACCCCUCACCCAGGUGUCAGUGCUGGAGCUUCUUUACCUUGGUUGGGGAACAGGGUGGAGUUCAGUUCUGGUCACUUAACUCUCCCUCCAGGGUCAUAUUUGGGCUCAUAAUAACUGUCCUAAAGUGGAAGAGUUAAGUCCUCAUUUCUCCCCUUUGUGCUACAACUCUGGCCACAGCUGCUGUAGGAACCUGGGGCCCUGCGGGGCCUGUCCCCUCCCUGCUAGGCUACAUGGACUAACAGAGCCUGCACCUCCCAGGGGAGCUGGCCCCUUCCCAAAGUUGGUGUUAGAAGUCCUUGGGGUCAGUGCAGGGGCAGGCCAGGCAGAGCAGCUCUAACUGGGAACUGACACAUUUGUUGUCACCCAAGUCGGGGACCCCCAAGCCCACCCAUUGUGGGGCUCCCCUGUGCUGAAGUGGUUUGAGUUCAGUUGUGACCUGGCCGACUUGUACCUGCCCUCUGAGGAGCAGGGCCGCCACUCAGAAGCAGAGUGUGCUCCCAGGGGUGGCAGCUCCUGAGCCCGCACCUCAUGUGGUGCUGUGCUGCUUUACUCUGAUCUGUGGUUACAGUGAGGUCUGGGUUUUGGAUUAAGUUUUGAAAAUGCUCCAUUUCCUAAGGAGCAGUUUUGGCGUGUCAAAAUGACCAAGAGCUUUGGUCACACAGGCCUCAGAGUGCCAUCUUUUCUGCCACCUGGCAUUGAGACUUAGAGCUGGCUGUGCCAUCCCCAGUCUGUUUCCCUAAGUGUAAGUGGCGAGUGGUGCAGCCUCCUGCAUAGGGUGGGGAAGAGGCUAAUAGCCAGUUGCCCAAACAGUGCCCGGCCCAGGCUUUGUGAACAGGCUGCUGACCUUGUGGUGGGGGACAGGAUGGGGGCUGGGCCAGCUCAGGGACACAGCACAGAAGUUUGGGGUUAUCUGCAGGCGUGGCCCGUGGCUCUGCAAUGCCACUUCUCAUCAGUGUCCUGCUACUGCUCACCCCAGGUUGGAGGGUGUGGGACACCAGCUCCUCCCUGUCAGCUGGGUAGGAGGCCAGCUGAGUCAUGGCCAUAGCUGGCCCAGGACUUCCGACGGGCAGAUGCCAAAGUCAGGGCCAAGCAGUAGCUUGGGUUGUGGAUUGCAGGGGGAUGGCACUGUAACUGUCGCUGUGGGAAAGGUACCGUUGAAUAUCGCUUUGUUAUGAGGU